Messenger RNA from Camelus dromedarius (Arabian camel), 4209 nucleotides. RefSeq names its product HEAT repeat containing 4 (gene HEATR4). Gene Ontology annotation, molecular function: oxidoreductase activity. The record is from RefSeq and is a predicted model, not a curated record. NCBI's taxonomy places the organism in Eukaryota, Metazoa, Chordata, Mammalia, Artiodactyla, Camelidae. The transcript is spliced from 17 exons. The coding region runs from base 16 to 3093 and encodes 1025 amino acids.
AUUUGCUGAGAAACAAUGACUAGGACCCAAAAGGGGAAGUCCUUUCUCUCCCACCGUUUCCAUCAGUCACUCCCUCCACGGCUGGGAUGGGGCAUGAUUCUCUACUUGAAACCAAGAAACAAGGAGUGCUCCUCCAUUUCCAGUGUGCCUCCAGUCCUCCACUUCAGUCCGCAGCGUUGUGCACAUGUCAAGAGCCAAUAUUUCAAAAAGGCGGCUGCAAACUUCAGCUUUUCUCAGGAGGUGGUAUGGCAGCGAGGGCUUCCCAGCGUUCCUUAUAGCCAAUACAGCUUUGACCAUCUCUACAAUGCAGACAACAUCAUUCAGCCUCCCCAGAUCAGGAAGGCCAGACCUGAGAAACCUGUCAGCCUCAAGUUCCUGGAUUCUUCAGGCCCCUCAACAAGGGUCACCUCCCAGGCUAUGAAGAUGGAAAGUGCUGCCAAUCUUAAGAAGCUGAAGAAAUCAAAGCCAGGAAGUGCAGUCCAGGAAGCAUCUGGCCCUCUUGUUCUUAGUCCCAGCAGGGAUCCAGACAUGCUGGAUCUGUCACUUUCUCCAGAUGUGACCCUGGAAGAGAGGGGAGCCUGGCUUCCACCUCCUGAGAAGGAGGCCAGAGCCUGGGAGGCUGUUGUGCUGGAAAAGCUUAACAAGCGCACUGCCCGAUGGAUCCAGAACAAGCGUCCUCUGAGGCCUGGGGUGUCCCCCAGUAAGUGGCAGAGCUUCUUGCGCCAGCAAUAUGACUGGAGCCACAUCCGGGAUGAGCUCACUUCCACCAGUGACCUGGAGCUCUUGAAACAACUGGAGGAAGAGGAGACAGCAGAAUUUGAGGAUCGAAGUGUCAUCCUGCCCACCCAGGAGAAAAAGCCAGAGCUGCUGCUUCCUGUCUAUUACAGAUUGCCCAAUUACUUGCCACAAGUGCAGACAGUUGAAACCAUGCCUGGCAACAAUAAGACCGCCGAAAAUAUCGAUGUAAAGGGCAGUGCCUACCAGCCCUCAAACCAAAGCUACUUCCGACAGGUGAAUCCCCGAGCUGGAAAGUUUGCUUACUCCACGGACAACACCUUUGAACAGGAGAUUUACUUUGAUAAAGUCCAGGUCAUCCACCAGAUUGGUGCAAAGAGAGACCAGAUUUUCCUGGAAAACCUCAAUCGAUAUAACAAGCAGCUAUCUAAGGUCUUCCCUGAAACCCCAGAAAGGUGGACUUCUCAGCCAGUUCCUGAACCACCUUGCAGGCCUGUCAAAGGAGCCCUGCGUUGGACAGCUUUGCCCACCCCGGCCAAGGAUCUGCUGCUGCAGGUGGCUGAGGAGGACACGCCCAUGAAGACCAGGAGACUGAAGAAGCAGGCAGAGUCACUGAAGGAGAAUGUGACUUGGGAACUGGUGGCCCUGCGGAGGAUGCUGCAGGAAUGGAGGAUCGCCUGGGCUCUGAUCAUUGAGUGGCACUAUAAGACAAUAGAGGGCCUACUGCAGAGCUUGGUGGACAUCCAUGAUGACAUUCGGAUCCAAGCCAUCAUCACAUGUGCCACAGCUGCGUUAGAACGGCCCCGGAUUGCCAUCAGCCAGGAGGACUCAGAAAGUGUGAAAGCCCCACCUAUCCAGGGCUUGCCAGAGGUUCUACAGCCCGCCCUGAAGGCUGCUCUUUGUGACAAGAAUGCCAAUGUGCGGAUGGCAGCAGCAGUAUGCCAGUAUGCCGUACAGUCACAUAAUCCCCUUGCCCGGGACAUCAUGCAGACUGCCCUUUUGAAGGGUAAUAGCGUGGACAGCUGGGCUGCAGCUCAGUGCCUGGCUCUGGAAGGUGCUGCCACUUAUCCUGUGAUUAAGAGGAUCCUCCAUCAGCUGUUUACCAGGAAGGAUGAGGACACCGAGCACCAGUCUUGUAUGCUCCUGAGCCAUCUCAAUGGGAAGACAACCCUGAUACACACCAUGCUUGCUGUGGAGCUGAACAGCCACCAGUGGAAAGACCGGAUUGUGGCCUGCCGGGUUCUCUCCCGGAUUGGUGGAAAUGUCAGUUUGGAUAUGAAACAUAAGUUGAUCCAGCUGAUGUUGAGUGACUGGAAUAAGAAAGUGAGACACGCAGCUGCCCGGGCUCUGGGGCAAAUGAACCUUGGGAAAGAAGUGCAUGACACAAUCAGAGUCAAGCUGGGGCAAGGAAAUCCUCACGAGCGUGUGGAAGCCCUCUCCCUGAUUCGUGGGCUCAAACUCAUGACCACCAAGCUUCUCCCCAGCUUCCUGAACUGCUUCUCUGAUGACUUCAUGGCAGUUCGGCAGGCAGCUUGUUUGGCAGCCGGUGCCCUGCAGAUCCGUGAUAAGAUGGUCCUUGAAUGCCUUCUGAAUCUGACAGAGAAAGAUCCCUACUGGAAAAUCAAGGCCUUUGCCAUUCGAGCUUUGGGACAAAUUGGCCAAGUGAGUCCCCAGCUGACAGACCUCCUGCUCUGGGCUAUCCACUAUGAAAAAUCACCAGGUGUACGACUUGAAGCCUGCCGUAGCAUCCAAGCCCUCAAACUUCAAGGACACCGGGUCCGGGACACUUUCCUAGACGUGCUACUCUUAGAGGACCACGAAGCUGUUCUAAAAGAAAUUCACCAUACAAUGAAGAUACUCAACUUAGAAAAUGAAGGAAACCAAGAAAUGCUUCAGAAGAUCAAGAACAAGAUUCAAACACUGAGUCAAAAGGAAUUGUUGGUACAAAAAAUAUUCAAGGUUGAGACAGUCAUAAGAAAAGUGAAGGAGGAAGCAAAACGUGUUUACUUGGAACCCAAAGAAGGGCAAAAACCAUUGAAACUCCAUACUUUUCUCCAAGAAAUUUUUCAAGGUAGAGUUGGCCCCAGAAGACCGUCUGAGUUCUGUGACAUUGAAGCAGUCAUAAAGCCUGUGAGGCCCCGCACGCCAAAUCCCUGGUCACAGAGUCCAGCCCUGGGCCUAAAUACAAGAAGCAGAGGUCACUCAUCACUUGUCAAAGAUUUACGCACUGCCCGGGAAAAAAGGAUUGCGAUGGGACCAUUUGGAUCUGAAAACCAAGAUCUCCAGAUGCCUAAAAACGCAGAAGUAUUUUCCAGGGUCAUGCCAUCUUCCCCUGGAAGGAAAGGUGAUUAUUUCUAGGAUGAGCCCUUCUCUUGCUUCAAGACACAGGCAGUAGUGGACACAGUCACAUUCUGUCUCUUUUAUUGAUGUAUAAUCAUUUUGUCAUUAUGUUUAUAAAGAAAAAUCUAUUUAACAGUAGACCUGCUUUUUUAAUACGCACCAUUUACACAGGGGGUUAAAGAAAACUGACAUCACAUGAAGUGAUAGUGCGUAUUUUUCCAUAACCCAGAAAACUCAUAUGCUACACAUAGGUCAGAACUCCAGAGUUUACUAGAGCAGAAAUAUUGAAAGACCCAGAAUCUUUUGCAAGCUAAAUAAAGAGCUCUUUGAAACCCAAACUAGAAUCCCAUUUGUCUAAGAAAGAAAAUCUUAGGUGAUGUUUUUUUAUCACAAGUCUAGUCUUGUUCUAUAGCAGGUUCUUUAACUGUAAUGCACAAGGCAAUGAGGAAGCCAUGUCACUGGACUAUUACAAGAAAACUGAGCCAGUACAAUAUUUUCCCCCUUGUACUGCGUGGGUGGAUGUGACCACUUUUAGAUCCUUGGGAAACAUCACUGCAGUUUCACAAGGCUGAUUAGCAAUUCUCAUGAGCCUCAAUGUACUUAAUGCGUAAAAGACUUAGGCGUCAUGGGAGAGUUGCAAACUAUAUCUGGAUCCUAAGCUGGGAUUCUAUAAGAGCACACAAUACCCAAAAAAUUGCCAUGGAAAAGGAAAGACCCACAAUUCAAAGUAGUGUGAAUCCAGCUUUCUUCCCUAAAUAUUGACUGCUGUUUACACGCUAAACAGCUUUGGGACAUUCAAUGAUGAAAAUAAAGGCAAUAUAAAUCUCUUUUUUUCUUCCCCUAAGCAGAGUCUCUCUUCUGGUAGCACAGUUAUCAUCAGAAAUGUAAAAAGCAAUAAUUUCCACUAUGACCAUCUAGCAGCUAUGGAACAUGGGGGAAAAAGAACUUUGGGGGAUAUCAGUUAACUGCGUAACAGAAAAUCUUCCCUUUUCCUGACUCAUGUAACCCAUGUCUUUAUUAAUUUACACAUUCCAUCCAAGUGAAAUACGAAUCCCAAAAGCACUACCGCACAUAUCAAACUUUUUUCCACAUCUAUCAAAUCUGGAAAUUCUGGGAUCUGGCUACCAUAAGACA